Lacerta agilis (Sand lizard) is the source of this 1958-nucleotide messenger RNA. It is a transcript of the gene KCNAB1, whose product is annotated as potassium voltage-gated channel subfamily A member regulatory beta subunit 1. The record is from RefSeq and is a predicted model, not a curated record. Lineage: Eukaryota; Metazoa; Chordata; Lepidosauria; Squamata; Lacertidae. Gene Ontology annotation, cellular component: cytoplasm; membrane; voltage-gated potassium channel complex. Gene Ontology annotation, biological process: potassium ion transport; negative regulation of delayed rectifier potassium channel activity; transmembrane transport. Gene Ontology annotation, molecular function: voltage-gated potassium channel activity; transmembrane transporter binding; potassium channel regulator activity.
GAGACAAGGGAAUCCCGAGGAGGCUUUUUUUGCAGGAGCCGACCAAGGCUCAGAUGGAUAUCCUGGGUCUGCGGAGACCUGCCCCGUGAUCCGGUGCUCCUUGGUGGCUCCUGAGCUUUGCGCGUUCAGCAUUUCCAUGGUCCACCGGGUGUUGCAGACGCAUCUUUGCAGUACGCGCCUGCAUUGAUUUCGAUCCAGCAAGCGGAGUCAAGCCAGCAUUGAAGCAGCCCCGAUGCAGCUGCUUUGGGUUUGCGUUGAAGACGAUGCAGGCUCGAGGUUUCUGAAAGCCACAGAGCAAAUGGAGGGGGCGAUUUAAGAGCCGGAUCCAAGCGGGGAGAGGAAUCCUUGCAAAGUGUGGAGGAUCGAUCAAGAGGCGCGUUGCCAGCUCGUUUGGGUGUUUCUGGCUUUCUAGCAAGUUCAGCACUUGCGAAGGGGACAGCGCCUCGGGCCGCCUCCGUCCUGCAGCAGAGCCCUAAGUUGAAGAGCGCCCCUCCGAAGUCUCCUGCAGCUGCAUUGUGAGGGACCGGCCCCUUCGGCGCACCGCCGUCGUGCUCUGCCACCCGAAAGGGGUCCUCUCUCUUCUGUCAAGGAGGGCUGGGCGAGAGCGCAAUGCAAGUCUCCAUCGCGUGCACGGAGCACAACCUCAAGAACCGGAAUGGGGAAGACAGACUCAUCAGCAAACAGAACACCACCACCCCGAACUCAGUCAAUGCAGCCCGGGCGAAAUUCCGGACGGUGGCGAUUAUCGCUCGCAGUCUUGGGACCUUUACCCCUCAGCACCACAUUUCUUUAAAAGAGUCCACAGCAAAGCAGACGGGCAUGAAAUAUAGAAACCUUGGAAAGUCUGGAUUAAGAGUUUCGUGUCUGGGGCUAGGGACGUGGGUCACGUUUGGAGGUCAAAUUUCAGACGAGGUUGCGGAACAGCUAAUGACUAUCGCAUACGAGAGUGGAGUAAACCUGUUUGACACAGCAGAGGUGUAUGCAGCUGGAAAGGCCGAGGUGAUUUUGGGAAGCAUAAUAAAAAAGAAAUGCUGGAGGAGGUCAAGUCUGGUCAUUACAACAAAACUCUACUGGGGAGGAAAAGCUGAAACAGAAAGAGGACUCUCAAGAAAACACAUUAUUGAAGGAUUAAAAGGCUCUCUCCAGAGGCUGCAGCUUGAGUAUGUGGACGUCGUCUUUGCAAAUCGACCAGACAACAAUACCCCAAUGGAAGAGAUCGUCCGAGCGAUGACUCACGUGAUAAACCAAGGCAUGGCCAUGUACUGGGGAACUUCCCGUUGGAGUGCCAUGGAAAUAAUGGAAGCCUAUUCUGUAGCGAGGCAGUUUAAUAUGAUUCCACCCGGUGGUGAACAAGCAGAAUACCACCUUUUCCAAAGAGAGAAAGUAGAGGUUCAGUUGCCGGAACUGUAUCACAAGAUAGGAGUUGGAGCAAUGACGUGGUCCCCUCUCGCCUGUGGGGUUGUCACGGGGAAAUACGCCAAUGGAAUUCCAGAAAGCUCAAGGGCUUCUUUGAAGUGCUAUCAGUGGCUAAAGGAGAAGAUUGUGAGCGAGGAGGGGAGAAAACAGCAAUCGAAGCUGAAAGAUCUCUUCCCCAUUGCUGAACGCCUUGGGUGCACCCUACCUCAGCUGGCUGUUGCAUGGUGUCUACGUAACGAGGGUGUGAGCUCUGUCCUCCUAGGAUCUUCCAAUCCAGAGCAGCUAAUAGAGAAUCUUGGUGCCAUACAGGUUCUUCCGAAGAUGACGUCCCACAUUGUGAACGAGAUCGAUAACAUCUUGGGAAACAAACCUUACACCAAGAAGGACUACAGAUCCUAAUGCAUUGCAUGAUUAAACUGGACUGCAUGGCUAAAAUAGCACUCUGUACUUAGUACAGUACCAAGUCAAUACUAUCCGGUUAGAAUUAUUCGGCAGUCUCUGUUGUUUACUAGAUUCUCCAAGGUGCCGUGCUGCACCGGAAU